Molecule: messenger RNA, 864 nt
Organism: Myotis lucifugus (little brown bat)
Lineage: Eukaryota; Metazoa; Chordata; Mammalia; Chiroptera; Vespertilionidae
Product: pre-mRNA-splicing factor SYF2-like
Exons: 2
Coding region: 8-322 (104 amino acids)
Cellular component (GO): catalytic step 2 spliceosome; Prp19 complex; post-mRNA release spliceosomal complex
Source: RefSeq, a predicted model, not a curated record
UUAGAGAAUGUGGUGCACUUGUAUUGUUACUAUAAGGUCAUUUUGCUGUUUUUUCAGUGGAGAAGAGUUUUUCCCAACAUCCAACAGUCUUCUUCAUGGAACACAUGUGCCUUCCGCACAGGAAAUUGAUAGGAUGGUCACAGAUCUGGAAAAACAAAUUGAAAAACGAGACAAAUAUAGCCGGAGAAGACCUUAUAAUGACGAUGCAGAUAUUGACUAUAUUAAUGAAAGGAAUGCCAAAUUCAACAAAAAGGCAGAAAGAUUCUAUGGGAAAUAUACAGCUGAAAUUAAACAGAAUUUGGAGAGAGGAACAGCUGUCUAAUCUUCAGGAACUGUUUUUAGAAGCUUGGGAUGGAGUGAAAAUUUCUGCUAGCAGAACUGUCUAUGCCUUCCCACUCAGCAUUUAAAAAUAAAUGUUUUUUCUUAAUCAUAUAUUUCCAAAUUUUUGUGUUUGGAUAUAAGAUGUAUUUCUUGUAGUGUACUUGUUUUGUAAUAAUCUACUUUGUAUAAAUCCUAAUUAUAUUAUUUUUCUAUGUAUUUUAAAUGUGUGAUUGUUUAAUCUUUGAAGCAUUUUGGGCUUAAGAUUGCUGGUACCAAACAUAAAUUCAGUCACUGUCGCUUUGAAUCAUGUUAGGAAUUUGACAGAAUCUAGAGUUGGACUCAGGAACCAUGUGGGAUUGAAGCUAAGGACAGUGAUGAAGGUGUGGCAGUGGCUCCUGGAGGACUGGUGCAGGCUGGACCCAGGACUGCUUAUGACCAAGUUCAGGAAGUAACAGAACUGUCCUCCUGUGAAUAUGGACCAUGUACUGUUCCCUUUUUUUACAAAGCAAAUAUCCUGUGGAAUAAAAUCCCUACUAAACCCUC